CUAGUUGUAUGAGGAGUACAUAGGGCUUCCAUGGCUUUGCGAGAAAGAAACUCAAUUUGUUUUCUCUGCCAAGAAUUCCGCCAUGCGUAUUCCUUUGGGAUGUGCUGUUGCUUCUUCCUUGGGUACCUUCUGUUCACAUUGGUCGUGUUGGGGUUGGCUACAUUGAUUAUUAUCUUCAUCUUGAAGCCUCGAAAGCCCAUUUUCUCUCUCCAAGCUGUUAACCUGGAUUCAUAUAAACUUGAUGUCUAUUCAGGCUCAACGUUGUUUGUCUCAUCAGUUGUUUCUCUGACCCUGAAUGCCCAAAAUCCAAACAAGGUUGGCAUAAGAUACAGCCCUUCACGCCUCCAUGUUCUAAAUGAAGGACUAGUGAUAGGAAUGAUCCGAGUUCCUGGGUUCUAUCAGCCUGCAAGCAGCAACAAUGUAAGCCUGCAAAUGAGGGGUUUCUUUCAGUGCGUGAAUAUUAGCCGAAUCCUGUCUGGGGUUUCACCGCAAGAUGACAUGACAAACACUAGCAUUUUUCAAUUGAGACUAUUUGGUGAUAUUACAGCUCGGUUGCAUGUAUUUCAUUUCAAUUUGCCAAAGAUAAAGGUGGCCAUGGACUGUGAUAUAGAUAUUGACUAUAGGCAGCUUACGUUCAGCAAUGAAAUUUCCAGCAUGAGAGGGGUUCUGGGUCAUAUUGCAUAUAAUUUUCCUAUCAGCUCCCAAACAUUUGCGAAGAAGUGCUCGAUGGCUGUUUACAUAUAA
This is a messenger RNA of Ilex paraguariensis (yerba mate), 744 nucleotides long. The record is from the annotation of a GenBank genome assembly. NCBI's taxonomy places the organism in Eukaryota, Viridiplantae, Streptophyta, Magnoliopsida, Aquifoliales, Aquifoliaceae.